Messenger RNA from Cladocopium goreaui, 1119 nucleotides. NCBI's taxonomy places the organism in Eukaryota, Dinophyceae, Suessiales, Symbiodiniaceae. The record is from the annotation of a GenBank genome assembly.
AUGACGGUACAGUCCAAGGAGACGGCCUACACCAUGGAAUAUCCAUCUGAGAAGUUGAACUUUCGUGAACACUUCUCCUCAUUGUUGCUGAGUGGCGACCUGCCCUUGACCCUGUUGGAACUGGGCAGCCUGGGAGGUCUGGUGGCUGCUGCCUGGCUGCUGCCUUCCGAGAAGGUGGACGUGAAGGGCUCCUGGAGCCUGAAGGAGUUGGCCGCCUUCCUCUGCACCAAGGCAGUGGUGACCCGGGUCUACAACACCUACUUGGAAGCCGUCUUCUUCAGCUUCCCACAAUUCCGCACGCAGCCGUCUCGAGAACACGCUCUGAAGAACAAGAAGGAUUUGUGUGGCCGCGACAUGCAGGAAUUGCAGACGAUCAUCUACCAUGACAGGCUCACCUUAAUCAGCCAAUUUGCCUUCAAUGUGGGGCUGUACUACGCCAUCCCCGGCUAUUACCCGGCCAGCUCGGUGGCUGCGCCGUUGCGGGAACGCGCUGUGCGGUUGGUGGCCAACCACUACCUGAUGUCCUUCGGGAUGUAUUGGAUGCACCGGGCCCUGCAUGUGGUGCCAUGGCUCUGGGAGAAGAUCCACUCCUACCACCACUGGGCCAAGCAUCCCCUGUCCCGCAACACGUAUGAUGAUCACUGGUUGGAUAACCUGGGCAAUGCGGUGAUUGGGCACUUUUGUGCACAAGUGCUUCUUCCUCUUGAUCGCGGCAGCUUCUGGUUCUCGCACCUCAUCCGCAUCUUUGAGAGCUUGGAGAAGCAUUCUGGCGUGAGCUGCAGCUUGAACUUGGCCCACCAGCUACAGAGGUUCCUGCCCUUUGCCCAGAUGCCGCAUCAUCAUGACUGGCACCAUGAGGGCCACAAGGGCUGCAACUACACCUUCACGUCCAUUGGCGGCUUGUGGGACUGCAUCUUUGGCACCAGGAAGGUGGGGAGGGCACCUGAGAUCAUGGCUUCGCAGACCACCCUGAUGGACCAAUGGCAGGGAAAGAAAGCAGGAAGGGCCAGGAGCUUGAUGGAUCAUCCAGUGCUAGUCCUCACACCUGUUUUUACGGUGGCUGCUUUGGCUUUUGCCAAGCUUCAUCGUGAGAACUACUCCCUGGUGAUGGACCAGUAA